Molecule: messenger RNA, 1043 nt
Organism: Helicoverpa armigera (cotton bollworm)
Lineage: Eukaryota; Metazoa; Arthropoda; Insecta; Lepidoptera; Noctuidae
Product: zinc finger protein 782-like
Exons: 1
Coding region: 302-853 (183 amino acids)
Source: RefSeq, a predicted model, not a curated record
AAAGUUGAUCCACAUCGAGUUUCCAAACGCACUCCAAACUUACGUUUUGACGUCCAGGAUUGUGGUUACAUCGAAUUUAACAAAAAUAAUACUUAAAAAUACUCAAAUAUUUACUAGUGUUACAUAAUUUAUAACAGAAAUAAACAGUCUCAAGCAUUAAAUAUAGAUUUCCGUGUGGUUACAAGUAUAAGGUGUUUGUGAGACAAUUUUGUGCAAGUGUCUUUGCCUACGUGUAGAUUUUACAAAAUCUAUUAAAAAAUUGUCCAAUUAUAGUAUGAAAGCUUGAUAAAUCGGCUUAGUUAUGAAUAAAAAACCAGUGAGAACCGGCCCCAGGAUCAGGAUAACGAGACCCGCAUUAAAAACAAGAAAACUCGACGACCCCGUUGCUAUAUUCGACGAUCGAAAAUAUAUCUAUUCGUGUCAGUAUUGUCGCUUGAAGUUUACACAAAACAGUCAGUAUUUUCGCCACAUGACUUCAAACCACGAGAUACAGCAGAAAGCAGCGACCUUCGAGUGCAAUGACUGUCAAAUUGUGUUCAGCAAGAAGACUAACUUGGAUCUUCAUUGUCAAACGCAUCAUCAGAUAAAGAGUAAGUCGAAAUGCGAGAGUUGCGCUAUUACGUUCAAGUCUCGCUACUGUUUGCGUCGACAUUUGAAACUGAAGCAGAUUCUUCAAGAAAAUUCGUGCUUUAAGUGUCAGAAAAAGUUUACAAGCAAAGAGGGUUUAGCCAAACAUGUGAAAAAUAAACAUACUUUUAAAAAUGUGACGUUUCAAUGUGAUCUAUGCUCUCUAAAGUUCAAGGCAGAGGAAUCUCUACGCAGCCAUUUAGGACGCAUUCACAAAAAAUUAUGAUUUUAUAGAAACUUUUUGUUAGUUUAAGGUUUCAUUAUGAGUACUUCGAGAGAUUAAAAUUAGUAAAUAAUUGUAGAUUAUUGUGUAUAAAGUUAUUCUUAAGUUAUUUUCUAUUGUUUUCUUAAUAUGUUAUGCUUGUGCUGGUUAAACAACUACAGUUUUGGGUGACAUAAAUAUAUUUUAAAUUGUU